Oryzias melastigma (Indian medaka) is the source of this 6292-nucleotide messenger RNA. It is a transcript of the gene atxn1l, whose product is annotated as ataxin 1-like. The coding region runs from base 326 to 2779 and encodes 817 amino acids. Gene Ontology annotation, molecular function: protein binding; RNA binding. The transcript is spliced from 3 exons. Lineage: Eukaryota; Metazoa; Chordata; Actinopteri; Beloniformes; Adrianichthyidae. Gene Ontology annotation, biological process: regulation of DNA-templated transcription; anatomical structure development. Gene Ontology annotation, cellular component: nucleus. The record is from RefSeq and is a predicted model, not a curated record.
UUGUGACUGAGUUUUGAAUUAUUUUAAGAAACUGCAAAGUCUGCCUGGAAAAACAGGAAAUUGAGCAAAAGUGGUGACGUCAUUUGUGAGCGCCUCUGUUGGCCUUCGAAAUGGGCUUGACUCGUUAGCCCUGAUUUCGUUUUAUCGUCCCCCUGCACGGCAACUUUUUGUCAAGAAACUCCCGUCCGCGAUGACAUUUGUAGGUGAAUUGGCAGACAAAGUCAGCCCCCUCUUUGCAGAACUGGUUCCUGUGUGGGCGGACUGGCCUGCAAGUUUCACUUCCUGUGCAGUACAGUAGAGCGACUUGUUUGGUCAGAGGAUUACCAUGAAACCAGCUCAGGAGCGUAACCAGGAGUGCCUGCCUCCAAAAAAGAGGGACCUCCCUGUCAACAACAGCACUGGAGCAGGGGGGACAGGAGGAGGCACUACAGCCGCUGGGGGGGUUGCUGGAGAAGACGAGGCGCCUUCCAGCCAGAACUCUGCAGCCAACAGUGAAACUCAGGGAGGGACCUCAUCUGGAGAGUGGCUGCAAGCACAAGCAGGUUACCAUUAUAGAGUGGAUCAUUCAGACAGCAUAUCAACUGUUCCUGUCGACCAUUAUAGCAUGCUUUACAAAGUGGCUGUCCCAUCUGUUACUUACUCCUCCAACAAUCUUCACCCAGUGCUUAGCCACAUCUCUCAAGCCUAUACAGUUCACUCUCCUCUCCUGCAGCAUCCAGGCCUCCCCUACCCUCCUCUUGGUUAUGCACAGAUCCCUCAUUCCUCUCUACAGUUUGUUAGUCCCCCUUAUGCUGCAGUACCUUACGCUCUACCACCUGGCUUUGUCCCAGGAUCCUUGAUCUCUCCCUCAGGACCUAUUCCUCAGGCCCAUUCUGUCUCUCACCUUGUUCCCUACCCAUCUAUCAUACAGGAAGGUGUUGUCUCUCCACCUCCCCAGGCUCAGGUAGCUACUCAUACCUUUGCCAAAGCUUCAGGUGGUGUUCCAUUGAUGCUACCCUCAGAGCAAGCAGCCCAGCAGCACCUUGGUACAGUUGGAGUUUUACCCGCAGGCGAGCUCAGCUCCAGAGGAUUGUACCACCCUCAAGGCAGCAGGGGUUCCUCUGGCCUCAGAGAUGCCCACAGUUCUGAGUUGGCAAAUGAAACGGAGAUGAAUGGAGGGGAUAGAGAACAAGGAGGCAAGGAGGUCGGACAAGACUCUACUCACACUGCCAGAAAUGCACAUUUACCGCGUGUGACAUCCACUUCAGCAACGCAAGAGCACAGCCAAGCGAGAGUACUGCAAACCCGAAGGCUGGACGGCAGGAAUUCUCCUGGUCAGCGCAGCACUCCAGACAGUGAUCUAGAGGUGCAGCAGGUGGUUGGUCGUUUGGCUUCCUCGAGCCAGGGGAACAGUGGAUUACGAAAGGAGGUGACAUUUGCCCCCUUAAACCUCUGUCAGGGUGGCCAGAGAGCCGUGGAUGUCCACAGUGAGAGCACGGCAGGAGUUUCUGCCAGGAACGUGUAUUCGGCUCAACCAUUAAGCUACAGCGACCAUCACAAGCUGAGCGGUCAACAGACGGGACAACCCGCCCAUGCAGUCGUGCUCGCCAAUGGGCAGCCAGUUCUUAUUCCCAUUGACUAUCAGCAGCAACAUCAGCUGCCACAGCAACAUUACCCAGGACAGACGAACGACGCUUCAGCAAGCCAUGCUACCACCACGUCCUCCCCUAACCCAAGCUUUAAAGCCUCUGAUUCUUCAGCCAGAGUGUGCCUCCCUGAGAGAGCAGAGCCCACAGCAGCUCUGCAGCAGCUUCCACAGCAGCCGGUGAUCCAGCCUGCAGCAGAUGUGUCUCAGGCCUUAGCUGCAAGUCUCCCUCCUGCCCAGGCUCCUAGUAAUCCAUCACACUUCAUGAAGGGGGCAAUUAUUCAGUUGGCCACUGGGGAGCUGAAGCGUGUGGAGGACCUGCAGACUCAGGAUUUUGUGCGCAGCGCUGAGGUGAGCGGGGGUCUCAAGAUUGACUCCAGCUUGGUGAUGGACAUCCGCGCCAGCCAGCAAAGACCAGGUCUUGCAUCGCUUCAUUUUACGGUCGGGGAACAGCAGAGCAAAGUGACAAUCGACGUGCCUCCAGAGCACCCUUUUUUUGUGUUUGGCCAGGGCUGGUCAUCGUGCAGCCCCGAGCGCACAGCCCAGCUUUACGGCUUGGUUUGCCAUCGUUUGCAAAUCGGGGACACGUGUGUGUCUAUUAGGCUGCAGCAACAGCUUCAACCCCAGCAGGAGAAGCAACCACAGAAGCAUCAUUCGCAGCAACAGCAGAACCUCGCAAGGACUUUGAACAAAACCAAUGCCACAUCAGGACCUAGUCACCAGCUCAUGGGGCCUCCUGCCCCUCAGCAGUCACGGCCUCAGUCUCAUUUCAGGUUGGAUCGCAUCAACAGAGACAGGCAGAGGGAUGGAGAAAAAGAGUUCGCGGAGGAGGAGGAAGUCAUGCAUUUGGGUGGGGUCGGACACACAGAAUCACCAAUCAGAACGAGCAGAAUCCCAGCCGAGCAUCCCAGGAGUCAGAGCAGUUAUCACUUGCACACAGAGGGCUCUGCGUUUGCAGAGGCAGGCAUGGGAGCAAUACAAACUCCCCAUGGCGCCUCUCAGAGACGAUGGUCUUCACCCGGCCUCCAAAGAUACAGCGCGAAAGGAGACGACGGGCCGCGUCCUCAGAUAAUCACCUCUGCUCACCCGCGGCCGUCUUUCAUCCCCCAAGAGGUCAAACUGUCCAUUGAGGGGCGCUCUAAUGCAGGGAAGUAGCAUCAUAUUUGGUAGCAACCAUAGAAGGGACUGCCACGAGGAAGACGAGAGCUUGACAAGGAGAGAAAGAGGGAAAAAAACAGUGUGAAUGUAGCCUCAGAAUGUUGGAGAUUUUGCACACUUAAAAAUACACAAAGACAUCUAAUCAUUAUCUUGUGGUGAGAAGUUGUGGUCCAGUUUCAGCCUGCUGCAGUCUUAACGGGGAUGUGAAAGCUAAGCAUGUAGCUGACAUGUUCUCACACACUGCUUUUCUCUUCCUCCGUCCCUCCUUUGUCUCCACUUCCUUGAACUCAUACCAGGUAACUAUCACUUUCAGAGACACUCACUUUGGUUUUGGCUAUUUUAGAGAAUUGAGGUAAUGACUGUCUAUUAAAAAAAAAGGUUGGAUUCGAUUGAAGCUACCAGCUACAGUGUAAACAAAAAAUCAAAGUCAAUAAUGUUUAUCCACAGCGAUGUCCAAAAUAUUGCUUGAAUCCAAAGCAGUCGCCCUAAAGAAUAGUGGUUGCUGACAUUUGGAGACCCUGCUGUUGUUGUCCCCACCUGUCUGUGUGCUUUACAUUGUGCUUUUACAACAGGAGUCGGAAACCUGUGCUUUCAACAGCAAUACUCUCCCUUCGUUCUUUCUUAGGACGCCGCUCUGCAAAGGCUGGAAAGCUCUCUCAGGCACAUGUCCCAUUUCAUAUUUGUCUCACAAUCAAAUCAAGCUAAUCCGUUGCGUCACCACCUUCCUCUUACUUGUUCUGAAUGAGAGCCAUAAUGUUUGUGAUUGGAAUAAUAUCCGGUUCUCUUCGAUCUAAUCUUGUUUUUGAAUGACCAACUUCACUUUUUCCUCUCCACCCUCCUCAUAGACUGCUUCAUACAACACAUCAUAUUGUAUGACAGAUGCUUUAAGCUUCAAUUCUUGUUAAACCAAAUGAAAGCAAUAGUUCAUUUCAAAGUACUGCCCCACCACAGGAAUUUUAUUGUGUCUGAGGGGUGAAUUCUUUAUUUUAAGCAAGAGCAACUUUGGUGCAUUUGUUGAAAUUGAAGGUGUUUUCCAGUCACUGUUGACAGUUUCAUUUAUAAAGUUCUGAAGGUGGAUCUCCAUGAGAGACCUGGUUAAAUAAUACAAUUGUAAAUGUCUGGUCCUUAACUCCUAUAUAAGGGGUUGUUGGUCCAGCAGGUUUUAAACUGUCCUGUGUUGCACAUCUAGCCCUGCUUGGUUUUACUUUGAAUUUAAAAUAGGACUCCUAACACCUUUUUUUUUUUUGUAACAAAGGGAAUAUUUUAAAGUAGUGUUAGAAUUAUCUGGCAAAAAUAAUGUUUCUCUAAGUGUUUACACAUUAGCCUAAGCGAAUGCUGCAGAUUCUUCCUGAUGCCAGUUUUUUAUAUUGGGCAAAAAAAAAAUCUAAAAUAGGAUAAUUUGAAAUGAAGUGCAAUUAGACCAUGCAUAAAUCAUAAAAUUAACAUUCCACAUGUAGACAUUCCCCUCACCAAUUAAUUUUUUUGCCAUCGAUCCUCAGGCUUGCCUUUGGCAAACACUUUGAUCCCAUUGAAAAGUGAUGGACGCGGUUGUCAUUGCGAGGAGCUUUAAAACAUCGGUUCACAUUUCUUUUGAACUUUUACUUGAAUGCUUACAACUUCCUCUGCGCAUGUAAAGAGCCAUACGCCACUGUCUUCAUUUUUAGCUUCAGCAGUUCGUCAGCAGGCGAAUGCACCAAUUCCCAUAUAGGGUGUGAGAGUUUGUCACUGAAAACCUUUCAUGUAGUAGUGUUGGUAUUUUCUAUGCAGUAACCAGAACUGUGCCCUUCAUUGUUUCAAGUGUGGCUUUGAAGCGGUGGAGCGGGUUGGCUGAUGCAGUUCUUAUUUUAGGAUUUAUGCUUCGAAUUGCUCUCUUUUGUAGAAGUUCAACACUCGUUUUAUGUUCAGUGAGUUUCUCAAAGUGACAAAUGACAGAACUCUGAUUUCCUCUUACAGUACUACACAGCAGAUGCCAAAUCGUCGAAGAAGUGUUAUUUAAAGCUGUUUUGGCCUGGUUGCCAGCCACUUAAAUGUGUUUUUAGGUCAGGAUGCAAUUUAUUUGUUCAUUACCUCCUGUUUAUUCUCACACACAGACCAUCAUCCUUUUAUUUUGAAGGGUUUGUGCUGUUUUCCGCAGGAAAGCUUAGUAAAUUCUCAAACAAAGAUGUCUAAUUUCCUUAACUUCACUGAUGGUCUGUUGCUCUAAGUGAUUGCACUAAAUGUCCUUCACAGUGUUUUAAAAAGGAAUACUAUUGGGGAGUUGAAGACUAAACUAUAAGAGCGCACAAAAUCGUGGAGCAAUCACAGGUUUUGUGUUUCUGUAGAUAUAUGCAUUUCUUCUGUUGUACAUAGCUUUGACGCUUGUCGAUAAUGCCUUAAACUUUGCUUUGUACAAUUUGUGAGAUGGAAAUGUUGGAGUAAUGUUUCCUGCUAGAUUUGUUUUUCCCUUUUCAAGUUGUACAAAUCAAAAGAAGUCGAGCUUUGGAGCAGAACUUCAAACAUUUCAUUAUCUGCAGCUUUGUGCUGCUUUAGAUUCUGCUCAGUUACAUUUUUAUUUCACUCAACUUAAUUUGUGACUUUCUUCUUAGUGUGCAAGUCCAUAAAAAAUCAAAUAAAGGAUGUCAGCGACGUCUUUCCUUCAAUGCAUUUACAAACAUGUACAGAUCUUUAAAUGUAUUGUUGUUGCACAAGAUCUGUAAGGAGUUUUUUUCCCUUUUUGCUCCCUAGAAUAAUGGGUUAUUUUAUUUUUUCUGUUCCAAAGUCUCUAAAAAGGCAAAAAUGCAUUCAAACUAUAACAAGACCAGCUGCACACGUCAGUUAGCUUUCCACUAGUGGUAGUGUGCUGGCUUUCUGGGGUCUUGUGUCAUUGGUUAAACUGCGUUCUGUCAAUCCAGUUUUGAACUGCCAGCCAGUGAUGAAUUCAAUCAGGAGAGUUGGAUUGGUUUUUAAUAACAAGACAAAAAAACAAAAAAAACAAUAACAGUAUGUGUAUUAUCAAACGUCGUAUUUCGUUUUCCACACACUGCUUUUCAUGUAACCAUCAUAACGACAUCAUCACUUUGAAAAAUGCCUAAAUCAGCUAAAUAUAUGCAAUUAUGUAAAUGUAACAUUCAAUCCUCAAGUAUAAUCCAGGUGGUAUCAACUUUGUAUAGUGAGUUUUAAUAUCGUAUGGCCGUACCAAUAUGUAUUGAUCUCUAUCAGAAGCCUUAGAGUUGUUGACCCAAAGUGCUCCCUUAGAAUGCCCCCGCCCUCCACUUUAACAAAGCAUUAAUAUCUCUAUUUUGUUGCAUUUUUAUUUGUACCCUUUUUGAAUAAAAUAGAUUUGUACUGUAUAUUUGUACCUCUGUGAACUACUUAGGACUUUUUUUGCUGUUUUAAUUCUAUGUACUUUAAGGACACAAAGAUAUUGUAUUUUUAUUGUUACAGCUAACUUGGAGACAUUGCAUUUAUCAUGUUUGUCAAGUAAACACAAUAUAAUAUAUAUAAAUAUAUAUAUACAGAUACAAAUAUGAA